AUGUGGUGGACGACGGGUCCGUUUCUGGAACAAGCCACUGGCCCCCGAUGGCUGGCCCCCGGCCCUCGGGCAGGGGUGCUGCAGCCCCCCGUGUCCUGGAAGACCCUGGCUCCACCCUUCACAGAGACACCGGGGUCACAUCCAACCUCACACUCCAGGACCUCGAGGUCCAAGGAGAGUCUAAAUCUGGCCAGCCAAUCGCCAAGGAUGAUAACAGCAAUACCUCCAUUCUGAUUGGCUGCCUGGUGGCCAUUAUCCUGCUGCUAUUGGUCGUCAUCUUCCUCAUCCUUUGGAGGCAAUAUUGGAAAAAGAUCCUGGGAAAAGCCCAGCGGCGAAUCUCCGACGACGACCUGACCGUGCACUUGUCGGUCCCGGGCGACACCAUCGUCAUCAACAACACGAUGGGCUCCCAACGCCACUCGAACCGCUACGAGCGCAUCCACUCGGGGGAGACCGAGUAUCAGGAGCCCAGCCGCGCCCGCAUGAAAUUGCCCGAGUUGCCCCAUGGUGCCGAGAACUCCGGUGAGGGGCAGGGGAUCGGAGGGACCCACCAGCUAUGCUGUGGGGAGGGAGGCUCCAUCCAAGCAUGGAGAGCCAAUGCCAAGAGGACUAGGUGGAACAGGAUG
Messenger RNA from Terrapene triunguis (Three-toed box turtle), 626 nucleotides. Its product is annotated as discoidin domain-containing receptor 2-like. The record is from RefSeq and is a predicted model, not a curated record. The annotation marks the transcript as partial. NCBI's taxonomy places the organism in Eukaryota, Metazoa, Chordata, Testudines, Emydidae. The transcript has 3 exons.